AUGGCUUCAUUAGCCGGCAGCGGAUUGAUAUUCUUCGAUAUCCACCAAGAUGGCCAAAAGCUUCAGAUAUUGUGCAAUUUACAACGACUAGAGUCGGCAGGGUUUAUCGGGUUUAUCUCGAAGCCGGCAUUCAAGAAUUUCUAUCGUCUGCUCCGCCGUGGUGAUUCCUUUUCUGUCACUGGUAGACCGCACCGCACAGAACGAGGUGAGCUCUCGAUUGACGCGAAGCAGCUGCCUCGACUCCUUUCUCCAUGUCUGCAUGAUAUCCCGCUCGACGUGCAUGGACACGAGAAUUCGCCAUACCCGCGCCAUGUUCAAAUGCUCGGCGACCCGGCCACGGUGAAAAUCAUCAAGGCUCGAUCGGUCAUUACGCAGCACAUCCGCCAGUUCCUCCUAGAUAAGUCAUUCAUGGAGGUCAACACCCCGAUCCUGAACGCGAUUGCCGGCGGUGCAAGCGCUCGGCCUUUCUACACAUCUGCCACGGAAUUCCCCGAUAGACAGCUGUCUCUUAGAAUUGCGCCAGAGCUUUGGCUGAAGCGUCUCGUGGUGGGCGGGUUCGACCGGGUCUUUGAGAUUGGCGCCUCGUUCCGCAACGAGGGCCUCGACAAAACCCACAACCCAGAGUUUACAACCUGCGAGUUCUACCAGGCCUACUCCAACCUGGAGGAGCUGAUGAAUACGACAGAGGAGCUCCUCUGCAGCCUAGCACAAGUCAUCAUAGCAGACUUCAACAAACGCAAAGAGCCAGCCCCAACGCACAUAGACUUUACCAUCCCUUUUAACCGCAUUGACUUUAUUACCGGGAUCGAAAGAGGCAUCGACCGCCAGCUACCCAGCCUCACAGCCCCGAACGCGCUCGAGCAAGUCAUGCAAAUUUUUACAGACCUCAAACUCGAACUCCCCGAACCCCCCACCCUCCCGCGUCUUCUUGACGAACUCUGCAGCAUCUACGUCGAGCCGCUAUGCCAAGAGCCUACAUUCAUCAUCAACCCGCCUGAGUGUCUUUCCCCGCUAUCAAAGAGUUUCACCCACCCCGAUAACGAUCAGGUCGUUGCCGCGCGCGCAGAGCUCUUCAUCGAAGGCAAGGAAAUCACGAACAUGUAUGAAGAGGAGAACUGCCCGUGGGAGCAGCGCCGCAAGUUCGAGGAUCAACUGAAGUUUAGCAAGGAUGCUAACGAGCCCGGCGAGAUCGACGAGGAGUAUCUAAUGGCGUUGGAAUGGGGAUUGCCGCCUACGGGCGGUUGGGGAUGUGGUAUUGAUCGCCUUGUCAUGCUAUAUACGAAGACGAAGAAGAUUUCAGAAGUCUUGCCGUUUGGGAACUUGAGGCAUGUUACGAGGCGUGAAACCCCUGGCUUGGUUAAUUCUCCAGCUCAGGUCAAGUCCGCAGCUCAAGAUAAGUCCGCAGCUCAGGAUAAGUCCGCAGCUCAGGAGAAGCCGGCAGCCCAGGAGGAACCGGUAGCCCAGGAGAAGCCAGCACCACAGGAUCAAGAUUCAUAG
Aspergillus mulundensis is the source of this 1497-nucleotide messenger RNA. Its product is annotated as putative lysyl-tRNA synthetase. The coding region runs from base 1 to 1497 and encodes 498 amino acids. Gene Ontology annotation, biological process: mitochondrial lysyl-tRNA aminoacylation. Gene Ontology annotation, cellular component: mitochondrion; cytoplasm. Gene Ontology annotation, molecular function: ATP binding; tRNA binding; lysine-tRNA ligase activity. NCBI's taxonomy places the organism in Eukaryota, Fungi, Ascomycota, Eurotiomycetes, Eurotiales, Aspergillaceae. The transcript has 4 exons. The record is from RefSeq and is a predicted model, not a curated record.